This is a messenger RNA of Cladocopium goreaui, 2229 nucleotides long. The record is from the annotation of a GenBank genome assembly. Lineage: Eukaryota; Dinophyceae; Suessiales; Symbiodiniaceae.
CCGGGCCUUGUGAAGCAAUGUGAAGCACAAAGGGUGGAACUUAAGAGAUCUCGAGAGCUAUGACGCCUCAAAGCCGAGCGAUGCUCUGGGCGCUUUUGACCUUGCUGCUGCCCCGAUCGGUGCACCGGAAAAUGGCCGGGUCUGUGUGGUCCAUCUCUCGCAAUGCAAGAGUCAAUGCAGCCUGGUCAGCCUUUUGUGCAGCUUUGGCGUUGCACUCCUUGCGGGCAUGUUGGAUGGAGUCAUGGCAAAAGGGUCUACGUGGCAUGCUGGCGCACGUUUCCAAACACAUUUUGGCUGCUGCUUGCAGCUUGCCAUAUGUGCGCAGCAUUGUGGACCGUGAAGUGGGCAAAGAACUUGCAGCAAUCGAGAAGAAGAUGCACGGAAAUGGAGAUUCACAAGCCAUGGUGACGCUGCCACAUGAGGCCAUGUCUUCUUCCGAAAUCUGGCACCAGAUCCAAGAACUUCAUGCAGCAGAAGCAUCAGUCUACGUUGGCGUUGCAAAAAAGUGGGCUGGCAUUUAUCACUCGCCAGAUGGAGAGCUAGUGGAUUUGCAAAAUCGGGUUUGGAGCCUCUACAACUGUUCCAACACACUCUAUGAGGGCGUUUUCCCUUCAGUUCGGAAGUUUGAAGCGGAGCUGAUCAGCUGGGUGCUGCAUCUCCUGCAUGCAGACAGUGGAAGCGCAGGCAGCACAGGCAGCACUUCGUCCGCGUGUGGUUUGCUGACCUCUGGUGGCACAGAGUCCGUGUUGUUAGCUGCGUUGAGCUACCGAGAACUGGGAUUGCAAAGAGGUGUCGCCACCCCUCGUGUACUGGCAGCCAAUACCUGUCACCCAUGCAUUGUGAAAGCGUGCCACUAUUUUGGAAUGAAGUUGACGAAGAUCAAAGUUGAUGCAUCUACUGGAUUUGCUCUUACUGCUGCAGCUGUCAAGAGACAUAUCACCAGCGACGUCGUUUGUCUCUAUGCAUCUGCACCAACUUUUCCUCAUGGAGUCAUUGAUCAUGUUGAGGACCUUGGACGUCUAGCAGAGUCGAAGGGUAUUGGCCUGCACGUCGACAACUGCUUGGGAGGAAUCCUUUUGUCAUAUUUGGACUCCCAGAACUUAACUCCAGGCCAUCAACUUUGGGACUUCCGAGCCAAGGGUGUGACAUCCAUCAGCGUGGAUAUUCACAAGUAUGGCAAUGCAUCCAAAGGCGUCAGCGUCGUGGCGUUUCGGGAUCAAAACUUGCGGAGAUUAACAUAUGUCCCCGUGACGGACGGUUGCGAAGGCCUUUACAUCACGCCAACUAUGCAAGGAGCUCGGGGGGGUGCAGUGAUUGCUCAAGCCUGGGCAACAAUGCUUAGUUUUGGGCAGGCAGGUUAUGAACACUUUGCAGCUGAAAUCCACAAGUCCCACAUCAGAUGCCAAGAAAUUGUGAAUAGCAUCCCAGGAUUGUUUGUGCUCUGCAAGUGCCACUCCUGCAUUGUUCCAGUGGGUUCCAAUAAGUACAACAUCUACGCUGUCGCUUCUGUUUUGGAAGAGAAAGGCUGGAACCUAGCAACUGGACAGAAUCCGCCCUAUCUGGGUAUCUGUAUUGGAGAGAGGCAUUCCCAGAUUUUAGAUUCUUUUGAAGAAGAUUUGUGCUCUACUGUUGCCUUCCUUGAUGGCAAUCCCAGCUACAAGCCAGCAGGGGCAGCAGCUGUGUAUGGAGCUAUGUCCACUACUCCCACUGCAAUUUUAGAAGAAGUAGUCAAACGGUACGUUGAUAUGCGAUUAUGGGUGAAACCCAAGGCUGAUAGCGGCUGAUAGUGAUAGUUAAGCUGAACUGCCCACAUACACUCCCUCUUGAUGCAUUUGGCCGAGAUCCAAUGGGGAGAAAGAGACGUGAAACGCCGGGUGGGUGGUUGACACUCAGGGAUUGCGCGGGGCACGGUCUUCCUGCAACAGUAUGCAAACAUGCCAUGUAGGGUUGCGGCAUUGAAUCCCUUUGUACAUCUUUGUGCUGAAUGAUCCUUCAAUAUUUCUCGGUUUGAAUGUCUGAAGCCUGAAGAUGCAAUACAGACUUGCUACUUUGCACAGUCUUCUUGGACAGCAAGUUCAGAGCUGGGCGAAGCUAAAUGCCGAAGUGAAGUUGCAGAGCAAGUUUGCUGUUGAUUCUGUGGAAAUAAAUCGAAGAGAGAGAGAGAGAGAGUCACUGUUAGUCCUUGUUGGCGACCGAUUAAAAUCAGACUCGUUCGUUGCGUUUUGUUGC